AUGGCGCUAGAGGAUGGACUCGAAAAUGAGAGCCUCGUGGACGGCAAUGCAGGGCAUACGGAGGUGGAGCCUUCGUCGUACUGGCGCCGAUUUCGACCCGGCUGGCGCACUGGCAUCCUGCUCUUCAGUGCACUGAUGGUCUGCGUGGCUUUUACCCCCCGCUGUCUGAAGUCCAUUCACUUCCUGGAAGGGCUACUUCCAGAUGGAUUUCGAUCUCUUGAGGUGGAAUUUGGGCAUUCCCAGGAGCUGCCGCUGGUUGAGCUUGGUCAUAUCAGCAAGGCCGCAGGCAAGGUGCUGUGUGUGGUGGAUGUCGCACAGAGUGUUGGGCGUGUCCUGCUGCUUGGCAACUCCAUCGCCGCAAUCACGAUCAACUGCGACUUUGGGCGCAUCAAACGAGUAAACAAGCGCCCAGUGACUCAGGAUGAGCGACAGACAUGUGCGAUCACCAUCAUUGGCGCACUGGUGAACACUGCUCUUGGUCUCGGUGCUGCCUCGUCCUCCGUGUCGACAUGUUCUGGGUCAUUGAAUGUUCCGGCGAAUUGUGCUGCGAACAUCAAUGGCUUCAUAGGCAACGUGCUGGUGUUGGCUGGGACGGCUAUGUCUGCAGAUCUCAGCUGCCCGCGGAAUCCGGCAGACACAGUGAAGCGGGAGAAAGCAAGAAUCGAGCAAGCGAAAGAGGCCGCGCAGGAAGCCGCUCGAAAAUGGUUGAGGAAUGCCGGACAGGACGUCUCGCAUCUGCCAGCACCUCCAGCUGCGCUUCCAGCUGACACAGUAUAUCGCCAGAUCGAUCGCUGUGUCGGCCAUCUAGAUCUGGCGACCACGUUUGUCAUGAAAGCGGGUGUCAUCAUUGCGGACAGCACGAUGCACUGUGCCGCUGACUACAUCGAGGAUUCCGAUGACGAGCGUGUCUGUGCGAUAGACAUCAUCGGCCUCACUGGUGUGCUCAGUUUGGCUACACGCUUCUACUCCCUGGCUCUUCGGUCAG
This is a messenger RNA of Symbiodinium necroappetens, 985 nucleotides long. NCBI's taxonomy places the organism in Eukaryota, Dinophyceae, Suessiales, Symbiodiniaceae. The record is from the annotation of a GenBank genome assembly.